GAUUUGUUUUCAUUCUAAUGUUUCUCUCGAUUUGUGCAGUCGUCUCUGAAUCCUAGUCGAAUCUUAUUGUGAAUUAUGUCCUUUUUAAUAUUUCCCAAAUACGAAUACACUGUUAAAAUACCCGAUCCUAAUGGUGAUUACAGCAAAAAUAAGGAAGAUUAUGAAUUCGAUUUCAACAUCGACGAGAAGAAGAAACCUGUCAUAAUUCUAUUCGGUUGGGUUGGAUCUACUGACAGAUAUUUAAGCAUUUAUUCUAGAAUUUAUGAGGCCAAAGGACUGAUGACCGUAAGAUUUAUGGUUUCUAUGACCUCCAUUUUUCUGUGGAAACAUCACAUCAUACCCAUAUCGGAAAAAAUGGUACGAGUAAUUGAAGAUCUCAGCCUCGGUGAUAGACCUAUAAUCAUACACUGUUUUUCCAAUGGUGGUACUUAUUUAUAUCGACAUUUCAUGGAGGCUGUUGAAUCUAGCAAAACACCAAUAAAAAUCAAGGGUGUUAUUUUCGACUCAGCACCUUGUAGAAGAACAAUUUUACACGCCUUCAGAGGAAUAAGGUCAACAGUUAGGCAGAAUCCGUUUCUGAAUUUGCCAAUAACGUUGAUUCUGUUUUUGAUACUCCUUUCUGUAUGGGUUGUAGAGUUUAUAAAAAGAUAUCUAUUCAGAAGAAAAAUUAUCCAGUUCAAACCAAUGGAACAUCUGCUGCAGGAAGAAAAUAGAUGUCCCCAACAUUUUAUUUAUACAACCUGCGAUAAAGUGAUCGAUGUUGAGGAUAUUGAAUUUUUCAUCAACAGUAGGAAGGCCCUUGGAGUUGACGUUUCUGUAAAACGCUAUAACGACACAGAACAUGUCAAACAUUAUCCCGUGAAGAAAUACACUUACACACAGAGUAUCUUUAAUUUCAUCAGUAAAUGUUUGGAAUUGAAUUCUAGUAUAGUGUAAUUAUUCACUCAAGGAUUGCUCGUGACUGGAUAGAUGAAGAAAAUAAUUACU
Molecule: messenger RNA, 987 nt
Organism: Coccinella septempunctata (seven-spotted ladybird)
Lineage: Eukaryota; Metazoa; Arthropoda; Insecta; Coleoptera; Coccinellidae
Product: transmembrane protein 53-like
Exons: 5
Coding region: 76-936 (286 amino acids)
Source: RefSeq, a predicted model, not a curated record